UUAUCUCCUUUAUUAUAUUACACAAAAACAAUUCCAGGCGCUAGUUUGAAUUUAAAAGAUCGACAUAAUCAGUGCUUAGAAAUUAAGAGCGUAGCAGAGAAUGGUAUAAAUAGAAAUCGUUCGUUUCAGUUUGUUUUCAGUCUACGGCGAGACGUAGAAGUGCGCAGUUGUGCACUCGUGUUCAAAAUUUAGAUUUUUUGUGUGGACCCUAUUGUAACUGUAAAAGAGCAUGGCAUCCGGCCCCCUGAACACAAUGCCCGUGGAAAGUGACAGCGAUGUGGAGAUCAUUGAGACGGAGCCCAUAAAUCAUCAACAUUAUUACCACCGGCAGCCGGAGCACUUUGUGUUUCCCGCAAGGAUGUAUCCGAAAAUUCCGAACGGCCUACCUCUUUCACCGCCUCUUUCGCCCACCAAUGAACCCUGGCCAUUAACGAACCCCGAUUCCAAGGACAUGCCUCUGCUCAAGGAGCUACUGGCCCGCAACGAACAGGUGAAUGUUCCGCCAGGAUUCGUGCUCUGCAUACCGUGCUACCUAUGCCAGCAGCCCUUCAACGACAUCGAGACCUUCAAGGAGCACCUCACUCAGCAUGCGGCGGACAUCCACGCCUGGAACACAUCGCGUGAGCAGGUGCAGAAGCCACAGCCAAUGUUCCACCACCAUCAUCAUCAUCAUCAUCCUAUCGAUCAGCCCAUGAAUCAUUAUCAGCAGUAUCAUCUGCCCAUGGAGUACGUACAUCAGCCACAAUUGGAGCUAUACUCACAGCCCAUCCAACCGCCGAUGCCGUUUUCAAUGCCACCAGCUCAUCAUCACGCGAUUCCACAGCCAAUGCACUAUCCCAUCCAACACUCACUUAAUCCACCGCACAACGAAAUACCCGUACAGCCACCACUAAAAUUCUCAAGACACCGGCCCGUGCAUCUCCCCAUGACACCGCAAUCCUCACCAGAGUUUCCUGGUCAGCCUGGGCUCGCAACCCAUCUUAACAAACCUCAAUUACCGAUUCAAAUGACGCAGCAGAGGAUUUCCCUGCCAGAGAGAAGGUCCGAUCCGGUGAAUGAGCCAGCAAAUGAGCUGGUGAAACCGCAACUUCAAUCAUCGUUGCCAAAAAAAAGCCCAUCUCCGGAGCAGAUGAAACCAAAAUUAUGCAAGUUGCCAACUUCAAUGCGCGGACAGUUCGAGUGCGACUGGUGCGGUAAGCGAUUGAGCUCCCGCCAGUCGUUGAGAUAUCACGAGAGUCACUUCCACUCGGGGGAGGACCUGCCAGAGGGUCGGUUUGGCAAAGAGGUGCAGAAGCAGCACAGGUGCCCCACCUGCAAGAAGCGCUACAAGCGGGGAACCUUCCUGCAAAUGCACAUGAAGGUCAAACAUGGGAUUAUUUAUGCACCCCAUGCCAACCUAGAUGUGCAUGCGUCCGCAGAGUCUUCGGUCUCCGCAGAAUCGUUGCCGGACGAAGAAGAUUCGAGAAGACCCGAUUUGGCGAGAGCCAAGUACGAACCAGACCGCGAACGGACGGAGAAGUAUGUGAACGCGCCACGUCAGCAAACCGAGCAGCUGGAAUCGGGUUUCGCGACCAAGCCGAAGCGAACGUAUCCGAUGCGAUCGCCGUUCUUCAAUCCCGAUCUUUUGCUGGACUGCGAUGCAUACUUCUAGGAAGCCCGGGAUCCAGUUGGAGGAAAGCCUAUAUAUGGAAUAUUUAAUAUUUUAGCUAAAAACAAUCCCAUAUCGCCUGGAAGCGAUGUCAGCCGAGCUGACUGUUAGUCUUGUUUAUGUAAACUAUAACUGUUUGUAUCUUCGUUUCAUGGAGCUUUUCAAGUAUGUACAAUGUACACUGUACGUAUAGAAUUUCUUCUAGCGGUGUUUUCUGUAGCCUCAGCAUUUUGGAUCUCGACUUCGAAAUCCCAAAGUGAUCGUCAUAUUGUUUAUGUCACAAUAAACAAAACCGAUUCGCUGAACUCAGCGAAGAAACUUGAUCGUUUUGUCGAGUUCAGCCGUUAGUCUUGUCUUAAAAAUUAUUAAACAACAAUAAAAAACCUAAUAAAGAAACGAAUAACCAAA
Molecule: messenger RNA, 2056 nt
Organism: Drosophila rhopaloa
Lineage: Eukaryota; Metazoa; Arthropoda; Insecta; Diptera; Drosophilidae
Gene: Lime
Product: proline-rich extensin-like protein EPR1
Exons: 3
Coding region: 230-1651 (473 amino acids)
Biological process (GO): regulation of transcription by RNA polymerase II
Cellular component (GO): nucleus
Molecular function (GO): DNA-binding transcription factor activity, RNA polymerase II-specific; sequence-specific DNA binding
Source: RefSeq, a predicted model, not a curated record